Molecule: messenger RNA, 297 nt
Organism: Trypanosoma brucei brucei TREU927
Lineage: Eukaryota; Euglenozoa; Kinetoplastea; Trypanosomatida; Trypanosomatidae
Exons: 1
Coding region: 1-297 (98 amino acids)
Source: RefSeq, a predicted model, not a curated record
AUGACAACAAGUGGAGUUGAAUCGGUAUCGACUACGGUGAAUGAGGGGUUGAAGCCACAGACUGAGGGCAGUGAAGAGAGGCGUCCAACAACCUUUAAGGAGUUGCGGCCCUCAUGGUUGACACCUUUCUUCGGUGCAAACGAGCCGGAACCAUACAAACCACCCGAACGCGGUCACCCGUGCAAGGCUUUCAGUCGGCAGGUGCACGAAUGUCUUGACAGAAAUGGCAAUAAUGUGGAUUUUUGCCAGUCGAAGUUGGCUCUUUUGCAAUCGUGCCUAAAGGAGUUAGGUCUGUAG